CCGGCCUCCGGGCGGGCUCCCUGCGAACCUUUCACUUCCCACAGCGCCUUCCCGAGCCUCUCUCGACACCGGAGCCCAGCCUGGACCUACUAUGUGCCAGCCCUACCUCCCUCCGUCGUAGAAGUCCCAGGCAGCAUUCCGAGUGCUUGCUAACGGGCAAAGAGAAGCUAUGAAAUACAAGGUGGGCUUCCAGGGAUGACUCAGAGGAGAUGUCGGCCUCCCUGAGCUGCCAGUCCUGUUACGGGAGCUCCACAGGCCCUGCGGACGGGUGGCCAUGCAGCCAUGCCCAGAAGAGCGGUACUGGGAUCCCCUGCUGAGCGGCUGCGUCUCCUGCAGACCCAUCUGCAGCCGUCAGGUCCCACGGACCUGCACCGCCUUCUGCAAGUCGCUGAGCUGCCGUGAGGAGCAGGGCCAGUACUACGACCAGCUCCUGAGGGGCUGCGUCAGCUGCGCCCCCAUCUGCGGACACCACCCCGCGCCGUGCGGGCUCUUCUGUGAGCGCGUCCUCCGGAGCCGCAGCGCCCUCCGCCCAGCGCCCAGGAGGCAGAGGCCCGGGCAGGCCGAGACCAGAACCGACACCGGGGGCAGGUACCAGGGUUCCGAGCACAGAGGCCUGGAGGCAGGUCCAGCGCCCCCAGGGCUGCGGCUGAGCGCGGACCAGCGGGCCCUGGUCUACAGCGCGCUGGGCCUCUGCCUCGGUGCCAUCCUCUGCUGCUUCCUCCUGGCCAUGGUCUGCUUUCUCAAGAGGAGGGGGGACCAGGCCUCCCGCCAGUGCCCCCCAGGGCUCUGCCCCACCCAAGCCGCGUCCUCCCAGGAUCCCCGGAUGGAAGCCGGCCCACAGGAGCAGGAGCGGGAGCAGGAGCAGGAGCGGGAGCGGGUGGAAGCCUGCAACUUCUGCUUCCCCCAGUGCAGGGCUCCCACCCAGGAGCACAGGGGUGCACCCGGGUCCCCCGGCCCCAUGCAUGCUGGGAGGUGCGGGCGCCUGGGCCCUAUCAUGGCGGGACAGCCCUGUGCGGGGUCCCCGGACAGCAGCCUCCAGGCUGUGUGCUCCCCCACCCAGGAGGGGGGUCUGGCUGCGUGA
Eptesicus fuscus (big brown bat) is the source of this 1081-nucleotide messenger RNA. It is a transcript of the gene TNFRSF13B, whose product is annotated as TNF receptor superfamily member 13B. The transcript has 5 exons. Bases 275 to 1081 code for a protein of 268 amino acids. Gene Ontology annotation, molecular function: protein binding. Lineage: Eukaryota; Metazoa; Chordata; Mammalia; Chiroptera; Vespertilionidae. Gene Ontology annotation, cellular component: plasma membrane. The record is from RefSeq and is a predicted model, not a curated record.